AUGGCGGCAGCACAGGCGCCGCCCUGUGCAAACAACCUCCUGGCUAGGAGAACUGCUGAAGUGUUACCAAAAUCUCAUAUGACUCAACUGAUGCUUUCUUGGGGACAACAGAGAGCUGAUGCGGGAUCAUCUGGCCUCGGUGUAAUGGGAGCUACAGGAGAACGUGCUGCACACUAUGUUGUCUUAUGUUUCCUCCAGAUGGUAGCACUGAGUUCAGUAUCCUUCACAGAACAAUUCACAGUGACUGGCUUACAGAGGCCAGUCUUGGCGCCACUGGGUGGAAAUGUUGAGCUGAGUUGUCAGUUGUCUCCACCACAACAAGCACAGCAUAUGGAGAUUCGUUGGUUUCGGAAUCGCUAUACAGAGCCCGUGCACCUGUACAGGAAUGGUAAAGACUUGCAUGGAGAAACUAUCUCCAAGUAUGUGGAGCGGACUGAACUCCUGAAAGAUGCCAUUGGAGAGGGGAAAGUGACUCUCAGGAUCUUUAAACUGACAGCUGAUGAUAAUGGGUCCUACCACUGUGUCUUCAAAGCUGGAGAGUUCUAUGAAGAGCACAUCACAGAGGUCAAGGUCACAGCCACAAGCUCAGACAUAAACAUUCUCGUGCAGCCCCCUAAUAUCAAAGGUGUGAUGUUGGAGUGUCAUUCUGGUGGUUGGUUCCCACAGCCUCACAUGGAAUGGAGAGAUAACAAGGGAAAUGUCAUUACAGCUACAUCAAAAGCCCAUUCACAGGAUGAAAACAAAUUGUUCAACAUGAAAAUGUCCCUUCUUAUUGAAGCCAGCUCCCACAGGAGUGUCACUUGCUAUCUUCAAAACCUUUUAACUCACCAAGAAGAAAGCAUAAGUGUUGUCCUAUCAGGUGAACUGUUUUCAUGGAAAUGUGUUUGGAUAACGAUUCUGACUACAAUAGGAUUGAUACCGAUAGUCUUCUGCAUAACCUAUUGUGUUCAGCAGCAUCUAAUAUAUGGUGGCUUCUCUGUGGCAAUAUGUUAUUGGUUAAAGGGUGCAAUGGUACUCAUAAUUUCCGUGGUUGCAGUUACAGGAGUAAUGUUCAUUUUGCAUCUAAAUCAAAGAGUCCCGGUUUCAGAUCGACACUUUGAAUUGGACACUUUGUGGCUUGAAGAUAUUAGUGUGAUCCUGUGUAUGCUGAUAGUAUUUAUCAUCAAGCUCAUUUCAUUUAUUUACUUCAGAUUGGAAGGUAAAUAUGAUGAUGAUGGGGGAAACUCAGAAAAUCUAUUUCAUGAACAUGAAUACUUCUAUGGAAACUAUGGAGAAAGUCUGGGCAGGCUCUCUGCUCCUAUUAUGACUCCUCAUGAAAAUGAGCGAAGUCCCAAAUGGUUCCUGCUUAAAUGCAUCCAACCAGGGAAACAAUCCAUAGACUGCCGAACAAAUGAUGCAUAUGAAUGUAGACAAGUUCAUGUAGAGGAGAUGCUUCAGGAAGAGGAAACUGACAACUUGGAGAGACAUUAA
Molecule: messenger RNA, 1470 nt
Organism: Apodemus sylvaticus (European woodmouse)
Lineage: Eukaryota; Metazoa; Chordata; Mammalia; Rodentia; Muridae
Product: selection and upkeep of intraepithelial T-cells protein 2-like
Exons: 10
Coding region: 1-1470 (489 amino acids)
Biological process (GO): T cell receptor signaling pathway; regulation of cytokine production
Cellular component (GO): external side of plasma membrane
Molecular function (GO): signaling receptor binding
Source: RefSeq, a predicted model, not a curated record